Messenger RNA from Penicillium canescens, 408 nucleotides. RefSeq lists its product as uncharacterized. The record is from RefSeq and is a predicted model, not a curated record. NCBI's taxonomy places the organism in Eukaryota, Fungi, Ascomycota, Eurotiomycetes, Eurotiales, Aspergillaceae. The coding region runs from base 1 to 408 and encodes 135 amino acids. The transcript has a single exon.
AUGCAACUCCGCGCUCUUACUAUUUGCUUGGCUGUGGCCGCGUCAGCGCUUCCCCUGGCAUAUGUCAACUCCUAUGCAGUAAAUGCGGAUGUUGUUAAAAGCAUCGAUGGGAGCCUGGCUCCUAUUGUUAUUGCCCGGCGUAUUGAAGGCAACUCACCUAUCGGUAUCGCUAAACGUGGAAGCGAGGCAGAUGCUUCUAUCGACAUUACCCGGCGUGAUGAUAUGAGCGACCCAUCUAUCGAUAUCCCUAAACGUGGAAGCGAGGCAGAUGCUUCUAUCGACAUUGCCCGGCGUGGUGAUAUGAGCGACCCAUCUAUUGAUAUCGCUAAACGUGAAAGCGAGGCAGAUGCUUCUAUUGGCAUUGCUCGGCGUUCCAAACAGACGAAGCCCUCCGUUGAUAUCGUGUGA